AAAAAAAAAAAGCCCCCAGAAAGAGACGGCUUCAUGCACUACCAACACCGAUAGACAUCGAUACGUGCUUUUAGAGUUUGUAUCCUACAGAUAUACCGAAGAAACAAAGACGGGGCGUAAUUUGGACUCCUUUUAAUAAUCGUCAGCGAGCAGAAAAUAUGACAGCUCAAAGCGGGAUUUUGAUUAAAGGAGGGAAGGUGGUAAAUGAGGAUUUCUCGGAGGUGGCAGACGUGUAUAUUGAAGAUGGGGUUAUCAGAGGAGUUGGAUCGGGUCUGCGGGUAGCAGCCGGCACACGGGUCAUCGAUGCCACAGACAGACUCGUGCUGCCGGGUGGAAUAGACACUCACACACACAUGGAGCUGUCAUUCAUGGGCACCACAGCUGUGGAUGACUUUCAUACCGGCACCAAGGCCGCAGUCGCAGGAGGCACGACCAUGAUCCUGGACUUUGUCAUCCCACAGAAGGGGUGUUCUCUCUUGGAAGCCUAUGAGCGGUGGAGAACAACGGCUGACCCCAAAGUCUGCUGCGAUUACUCCCUUCAUAUGGCAGUAACCUGGUGGGAUGACACUGUCAAAAAGGAAAUGGAGACUCUUGUUCGUGACAAAGGUGUCAACUCUUUUAAGAUGUUCAUGGCGUACAAAGACGUCUUUAUGCUACGCGACAAUGAGCUCUGUGCCGUAUUUGCUCAUUGUAAAGAGAUCGGAGCAAUAGCUCAAGUCCAUGCAGAGAAUGGAGACCUCAUUGCAGAGGGCGCAAAGCGUAUGCUCUCUCUGGGCAUCACGGGUCCCGAGGGCCAUGAGAUGUGUCGUCCGGAGGAAGUGGAGGCCGAGGCCACCCAGCGUGCCAUCACUAUCGCCCAUGCCGCUAACUGCCCGCUGUAUGUAGUGCACGUCAUGAGCAAAUCUGCAGCGAAGGUGGUGGCUAAUGCUCGCAGAAACGGCCGAGUGGUGUUUGGAGAGCCCAUUGCAGCUGGACUGGGCACAGAUGGCACUAACUACUGGCAUAAGGAUUGGAGUCACGCUGCUGGUUUUGUCAUGGGCCCACCUUUGAGACCAGACCCCAGUACCCCUGGAUAUCUGAUGGAUCUGCUGGCAAAUGAUGAUCUAAGCGUGACGGGGACAGAUAACUGCACAUUCUCAAUAUGCCAGAAAGCCCUUGGAAAAGACGACUUCACCAAAAUCCCGAACGGAGUCAAUGGCGUGGAAGACAGGAUGUCUGUUAUCUGGGAAAAGGGAGUGCACAGCGGAAAAAUGGACGAAAACCGGUUUGUAGCUGUCACCAGUACUAACGCAGCAAAAAUCUUCAACCUUUAUCCUCGAAAAGGGAGAAUUGCUAAAGGCUCUGAUGCAGACCUGGUCAUAUGGGACCCAAAGGCCACCAGGGUGAUUUCAGCAAAGACUCACCACCAGGCUGUGGACUAUAACAUUUUUGAAGGAAUGCUGUGCCAUGGGCUUCCAGUGGUUACAAUCUCCAGGGGGAAGGUGGUUUAUGAAAACAGACAACUGUUCACAAAACCAGGAAUGGGGCGAUACAUCCCACGGAGACCCUUUUCUGAAUUUGUGUACAAAAGAAUUAAUCAGCGGGAAAAGGUUGGAAAGCCCUGCGCUGUGUGCAGAGAACCAUACACUGGUGAAAUAAUAUCCAUAUGCCCAAAGAAAUCCUGAAUCAUGGAAGAAAGAUGAAUUGACAGUAUACUUUUAAAAACAAAAGCCAGUAAUAACCAAAAACGGAUUUGCCAUAGAAGAAACAUUUAAAGUUUUUCUCUGUAAAGAACCCAGAAACCACUGCACUGCUCUAAAGAACCUUAACAUCUAUACACUCAAUGAUGUGUAUAGUGAUGAUCAUUUCUGGCAUUCUCCUGUUUUGUGUUUUGAAUCACACACCAAAAAGGACAUACAGUAUUGUCAAAUAUUUUUAGAUACAAAUACACUUUUAUAUUGUCAUGAUCAUACUCUGAAAAGACAUGAAAAAAACGUAUCCAGCUAAGAUGCAGAAAAUGAUCAAAAGUUACAUGAAAGACAUAUUACGAAAUACUGUAUGUAUAUUUAAAAAAAAAUGCUUAUAUAUAUAUAUAUAUAUAUAUAUAUAUAUAUAUAUAUAUAUAUAUAUAUAUAUAUAUAUAUAUAUAUAUAUAUAUAUAUAUAUACAUAAUAUACAUACAUAAUUGCGUGUGUAUAAAUAACUGUUUCCACCUGUGAUCAUAAAUUCUUCUUGAAAUUGCAACUUUACUAGCAAAGGUUAAAUAAUAAUAAUAAUAAUAAAUUACAUAAUAUACAAAAAAAUAUGAAAAUAGAAAAGUUUUAAAAAGUUUAAAACUGUAAUAAUAUUUCACAAUAUUACUGUUUUUAGCGUAUUUGCAAUCAAAUAAAUAUAGCCUGUAAGAAGGCGGACUUUCAACGUCA
Puntigrus tetrazona (Sumatra barb) is the source of this 2402-nucleotide messenger RNA. RefSeq names its product dihydropyrimidinase (gene dpys). Gene Ontology annotation, biological process: pyrimidine nucleobase catabolic process. Gene Ontology annotation, cellular component: cytoplasm; cytosol. Gene Ontology annotation, molecular function: dihydropyrimidinase activity. The transcript has 9 exons. NCBI's taxonomy places the organism in Eukaryota, Metazoa, Chordata, Actinopteri, Cypriniformes, Cyprinidae. The record is from RefSeq and is a predicted model, not a curated record. Bases 159 to 1664 code for a protein of 501 amino acids.